This is a messenger RNA of Lates calcarifer (barramundi perch), 1276 nucleotides long. Its product is annotated as cathepsin Z. The record is from RefSeq and is a predicted model, not a curated record. NCBI's taxonomy places the organism in Eukaryota, Metazoa, Chordata, Actinopteri, Centropomidae. Gene Ontology annotation, molecular function: cysteine-type endopeptidase activity. The transcript is spliced from 6 exons. Gene Ontology annotation, cellular component: lysosome. Bases 86 to 991 code for a protein of 301 amino acids.
UGUUAGUAGUCCUAGUAGGUUAUUUAUGCCAAACCAAUAUGAUUUGUAGGUUGCUGUUUGAUGCUGUGUGGCUGUAUGGCUCAACAUGGCUCAGCUAGUCAUUUUUAUUUUCAUGCUCAUGAUACCCGCUGUUUCAGGAAGACACUUUUUUAGUGAAAAGCCAAGUUGCUACCAGCCAGUGCCCAGGAAACACAACUUUGGGGUGAAAACUGCAGUUCGUCCUCAUGAACUCCUGAACCUCGCUCAGCUGCCAAAGUCCUGGGACUGGAGGAACAUAAAUGGCAUCAACUAUGCCAGUGUAACUCGUAACCAGCACAUCCCUCAGUAUUGUGGCUCUUGCUGGGCUCAUGGCAGCACCAGUGCAAUGGCAGACCGUAUUAACAUCAAGAGGAAAGGAGUGUGGCCAUCUGCUCAUCUGUCCGUCCAACAUGUGAUUGACUGUGCUGAGUGUGGCACCUGUAAAGGAGGGGACCAUGGAGGGGUGUGGGCCUAUGCCUACAAACAUGGCAUCCCUGAUGAGACCUGCAACAACUACCAGGCAAUUGACCAGAAAUGCAAACCAUUCAAUGCAUGUGGGACUUGCACAACUUUUGGGAAGUGCAACAAUGUGCAGAACUACACUCUGUGGAAGGUUGCUGACUUUGGAGCCAUUAGUGGAAGGGAUAACAUGAUGGCAGAAAUCUACACUCGAGGACCAAUCAGCUGUGGAAUCAUGGCCACAGAGAAACUUGAUGCAUACACGGGGGGUCUGUACUUCGAGCAUGUCGAGACUCCUGUCAUCAACCACAUUGUGUCGGUGGUGGGCUGGGGAGUAGAAAAUGGCACUGAGUACUGGAUUGUGCGUAACUCCUGGGGAGAGCCAUGGGGUGAGAAGGGCUGGUUCAGGAUUGUGACAAGCACUUACAAAGGAGGAAGUGGAAGCAAGUACAACCUUGCUUUGGAGGAAGACUGCAUGUAUGGAGAUGUUAUUGUACCCUCAACCUACCAAUAGUCAUAGUUGGAUUUGUUCAAGCCAGUGAAAUACAUUGGUUUGUGCAAAAUUCAACUUUUGACUUGUGAAUUUGUUCUGUCUGACUCUGAACUGGCAGAAACUAAAAUACAGACCAUUAUCAAUUAGCUCAUUGUUCUCUGGUAAAAUAAAGCUGGAAUGCAAAAGACUCUGCAUUGUAUGCAGCUGAGUAUCAUCUUGUAAUUGAAGCUACAACAAAGUCAUCUUUCAUGGUAAAAGAGCUCUUUUAAAGAAGUAGCUGACUCAAAUAAAAAGGUCAUCCCCUUA